Molecule: messenger RNA, 890 nt
Organism: Sinocyclocheilus anshuiensis
Lineage: Eukaryota; Metazoa; Chordata; Actinopteri; Cypriniformes; Cyprinidae
Product: RING finger protein 165-like
Exons: 7
Cellular component (GO): nucleus
Molecular function (GO): zinc ion binding; ubiquitin protein ligase activity
Source: RefSeq, a predicted model, not a curated record
CUCGCCCCGCCUCAGUACCAGGAAGUCCCGCCCCCUUUCCUACCUCAGGCCUUACAGCAGCAAUACCUCAUCCAGCAACAGCUACUGCAGCGCAGACGCACACAAGAGCGAGUCCCACUGAACACUCAUCGGUUACGCCCAGGAUAUGAAUAUGCUCCGCCCCUCCACGCCCCUCAGCCAAUCCCACAGCAGCCCAGAUACCUGGCAGAAGGCACUGACUGGGAUCUGAGUGUGGACGCAGGUGUGCCGCAUCAGUAUCCUCUGCAGCAGAUCCCUCAACCCUACCAGCAUUACCUGGCCUCUCCCAGAAUGCACCACCUCCCCAGAAACACCUCCUCCACCCAAGUGGUUGUCCAUGAGAUAAGGAAUUAUCCGUAUCCACAGCUCCACCUGUUGGCGCUGCAGAGCUUUGGUCCCAGCAGACACUCGUCUGCUGUUCGGGAGAGUUAUGAGGAGCUGCUGCAGUUGGAGGAUCGAUUGGGAAGCGUCAGCCGAGGGGCCAUACAGACCACCAUAGAGAGAUUCACCUUCCCGCACAAAUACAAGAAGCGGAAGCCGCUGGAUCUGAAGUUAUGUGUGAGUGAGGAAGAGUUGGAUGUGGAUGAGAAAUGCACCAUCUGCCUCUCCCUGCUGGAGGAUGGAGAAGAUGUCAGGCGGUUACCCUGUAUGCAUUUGUUCCAUCAGGUGUGUGUGGAUCAGUGGUUGGCCACCAGUAGGAAGUGUCCCAUCUGCAGAGUGGACAUCCAAACACAGCUCACCUCCGAGAGCUGAAAUAACAAAUAACUUAAACACACACAUGCUCUCUUUCGCUCUUAUACAUCCACAGACAUUUCCAUCCACACACACACACUGUAUAUUACCUAUACACGUGUAUGAUGAGCCAUCCAACA